UCAGCUGACAGACUCGAGCCGGGGCUGAUUUGUGACUAGGGUCUCCGCUGCUGUGGAGAGAGAUGACAAGGGAACAACCGGACACAGAGAUCCGGGGCAGACCCGGGAGACCGCGUAUGCCGGGCUCCAGAGAAGGAUGUGGGUUUCGGCUGUUUGCCGGGUUCUUCCAGCUGCUGUUGUCCCUGACAGUAUUGGAGGCUGGGGCUAAGAAUGACUUCAGUCUGGUACAACCAAUAGUGACAAUGGAACAGCUGUUAUGGGUGAGUGGGAGGCAGAUCGGCUCAGUGGACACCUUCCGCAUUCCGCUCAUCACAGCCACUCCUCAGGGGACUCUUCUCGCUUUUGCUGAGGCCAGAAAAAAGUCUGCAUCUGAUGAGGGGGCCAAGUUCAUUGCUCUGCGAAGGUCCACGGACCAGGGUAGCACAUGGUCUUCCACAAAAUUCAUUAUGGAUGAUGGGGAGACAGCUGAUGGGCUGAACCUGGGGGCAGUGGUGAGCGAUGUUGAGACAGGAGUAGUGUUUCUUUUCUACACUCUCUGUGCUCACAAGGUCCAUUGUCAGGUGGCCUCCACCAUGUUGAUAUGGAGCAAGGAUGAUGGCAUUUCCUGGAGCCCACCCCGGAAUCUCUCCCUGGAUAUUGGCACUGAAAUGUUUGCCCCUGGACCAGGCUCUGGCAUUCAGAAACAGCGUGAGCCUCGGAAGGGCCGGCUUAUCGUGUGUGGCCAUGGCACACUGGAGCGAGAUGGUGUCUUCUGUCUGCUUAGUGAUGACCACGGCGCUUCCUGGCGCUACGGGAGUGGGGUCAGCGGCAUCCCCUAUGGCCAGCCCAAGCGGGAAAAUGAUUUCAACCCUGAUGAAUGCCAGCCCUAUGAGCUCCCAGAUGGUUCAGUCAUCAUUAAUGCCCGGAACCAGAACAACUACCACUGCCAUUGCCGGAUUGUCCUCCGCAGCUAUGAUGCCUGUGAUACACUAAGGCCACGGGAUGUGACCUUUGACCCUGAACUGGUGGACCCUGUGGUAGCUGCAGGAGCAAUAGCUACCAACUCUGGCAUUAUCUUCUUCUCUAAUCCAGCCCAUCCAGAGUUCCGAGUGAACCUGACCCUGCGCUGGAGCUUCAGCAAUGGUACUUCAUGGCAGAAAAAGACUGUCCAGCUAUGGCCAGGGCCCAGUGGCUACUCAUCUUUGGCGGCCCUGGAGAGCAGUGCUGAUGGAGAGGAGCAGGCCCCCCAGCUCUAUGUCCUGUAUGAGAAAGGCCUGAAUCACUACACAGAGAGCAUCUCCAUGGCCAAAGUCAGUGUCUAUGGGACACUCUGAGCUGUGCUCUACCCCAGGGGUAGAAGGUCCUAACUCUGCCUGCAGAACUAUGGAUCUAAGAGAGUCUGCUGGGAGUACCUAAAAGACAGUUCCAUCUUCCUUUGGAUUCUAGCCUUUUUUACAAAAUCAAAUUCUUUUUGACAGGGAAAUCACUCCAUUAGGACUAAAAGCCCAGCUUCCUCUCCCACACAGGAAGUUCUGCCCUUACCUGGGGGCACUUCUUUUAUAUAUCGAUGGGUAUGGAGUCCCCUUACCCUUUCUGCCCUUCCAGGAUAGUGACUGGUUCUUUUUGUGGGCAGGGCUGGGUUGGCCCAUAGAUUUGAACAAAUGUGAACUCAGGGAACUAGGAGAAGGCUGAGCUUUCUUUUAGGGGUUGGGAUAAAGAGGAUUAUGAAAGUCCCUAGAGGGCAAGAUACUUGGUUUCAGGGUAAGGAACCAGGUGUACCCCACCCUUUGACUAUUUAUGAAUGAAAAUCUUUGUAACUUAACAUUUUUAAUGAAAGAAAAUGAACAUUUGUAGAGUGUCUGGUUUCUGUCAGUGCACAUCCCCAUGUACAAUUAUGAGACUGGGAAAGUAUUUUGGGGAGGGAGCUAGUGUGCUUAUUGCUUGGAAAAACCUGAAUUUGGCAAAUCAAACCUUCCUUUCCCUCUGACAUUCCCUCUCAUCAUAGAAAACAGGUCCAUCUUAAUAGGUGCAAUGAGGAGUAGGAGAGAGAACUCCAUAAGAUAUUUUGAAACCUGCUCUGUUUCGUAUUCCUAAGAUGAGGUGGAAUACUUUUCUCCAUGAAAUAGGGAGCAGGUCUAUAAAAUCAGAUGGGAAGACUGUUCCAGGCCAGCAUGAUGAGAAGUAAGUACUUCCUUAACAAAUUAUUCGACAAAAUCACACCUUUAUUCUGAGGCAGAUACUACAGAAAGAACAGAGCAGCCUUCUGGUGAAUGGUAGAGCCUCAGCUUUACUCUAUGAGGAAUGAAAAUACAACACCUCAAUGGGAUGUUAAGAGUGUUCAGAGGGGGCUGGGAGUGUAGUCAGUGGAAGACCAAACCCAGGGUUUAAUUCCCAGCACCAUAAAUAAUAUUAAUAAUUUAAGGGG
Molecule: messenger RNA, 2404 nt
Organism: Urocitellus parryii (Arctic ground squirrel)
Lineage: Eukaryota; Metazoa; Chordata; Mammalia; Rodentia; Sciuridae
Gene: Neu1
Product: neuraminidase 1
Biological process (GO): ganglioside catabolic process; oligosaccharide catabolic process
Cellular component (GO): membrane; cytoplasm; intracellular membrane-bounded organelle
Molecular function (GO): exo-alpha-sialidase activity
Source: RefSeq, a predicted model, not a curated record